Balaenoptera acutorostrata (minke whale) is the source of this 2831-nucleotide messenger RNA. It is a transcript of the gene MED16, whose product is annotated as mediator complex subunit 16. Gene Ontology annotation, cellular component: mediator complex. The record is from RefSeq and is a predicted model, not a curated record. Gene Ontology annotation, molecular function: protein binding. The transcript is spliced from 14 exons. Bases 197 to 2593 code for a protein of 798 amino acids. Gene Ontology annotation, biological process: positive regulation of DNA-templated transcription. NCBI's taxonomy places the organism in Eukaryota, Metazoa, Chordata, Mammalia, Artiodactyla, Balaenopteridae.
CCGGAGCCGCUGCCGUCCCAGAAGUCUCCGGGAAGCGGCUGCGCUGCGUGGGCGAAUCUUUGCUCCUGGGAAGAUGGCGGCGGCAGAGCCGGGGCAUUAGGGCGAGUGCAGGCUGCGGCCACCCGCUCGGCUGGGCGCACAGGCCGGCCCGGAGCUGGUGACUGUCCUCCGUGUGUGACCUUGGCAGGUGGGCACAAUGGACCUGGCUUACAUCUGCGAGUGGGAGAAAUGGCCCAAGAGCACCCACUGCCCGUCGGUGCCCCUGGCCUGCACCUGGUCCUGCCGUAACCUCAUCGCCUUCACCACGGACCUGCGGAGUGAUGACCAGGACCUGACCCGCAUGAUCCACAUCCUGGACACCGAGCACCCCUGGGAUGUGCACUCCAUCCGCUCGGAGCACAGCGAAGCCAUCACCUGCCUCGAGUGGGACCAGUCAGGCUCGAGGCUGCUGUCGGCUGAUGCCGAUGGGCAAAUCAAGUGCUGGAGCAUGGCCGACCACCUGGCCAACAGCUGGGAGAGCCCCGUGGGCAGCCUGGUGGAGGGGGACCCCAUCGUGGCCUUGUCGUGGCUGCACAACGGUGUGAAGCUGGCCCUGCACGUGGAAAAGUCGGGCGCCUCCAGCUUUGGCGAGAAGUUCUCCCGAGUCAAGUUCUCACCAUCGCUCACGCUGUUUGGGGGCAAGCCCAUGGAGGGCUGGAUUGCAGUGACGGUCAGCGGCCUGGUCACCGUGUCCCUGCUCAAGCCCAGCGGGCAAGUGCUGACCUCGACGGAGAGCCUGUGCCGGCUGCGUGGCCGUGUGGCCCUGGCCGACAUCGCCUUCACGGGCGGCGGCAACAUCGUGGUGGCCACGGCAGACGGCAGCAGCGCAUCCCCAGUGCAGUUCUACAAGGUGUGCGUGAGCGUCGUCAAUGAGAAGUGCCGCAUCGACACCGAGAUCCUGCCCUCGCUCUUCAUGCGCUGCACCACCGACCUCAACCGCCGGGACCGGCUCCCCGCCAUCACCCACCUCAAGUUUCUGGCCCGAGACAUGUCAGAGCAGGUGUUGCUGUGUGCGUCCAGCCAGACCAGCAGCGUGGUGGAGUGCUGGUCUCUGCGCAAGGAGGGGCUCCCUGUGAACAACAUCUUCCAGCAGCUCUCGCCCGCCGUUGGAGACAAACAGCCCACAAUUCUCAAAUGGCGGAUCCUGUCAGCCACCAACGACCUGGACCGUGUGUCUGCCGUGGCGCUGCCCAAGCUCCCCAUCUCGCUCACCAACACUGACCUGAAGGUGGCCAGCGACACCCAGUUCUACCCCGGCCUCGGGCUGGCCCUGGCCUUCCAUGACGGCAGCGUCCACAUCGUGCACCGGCUCUCGCUGCAGACCAUGGCCAUCUUCUAUAGCUCCGCAGCCCCGCGCUCCGUGGACGAGCCGGCUAUCAAGCGCCCUCGGACCACAGGCCCCGCCGUCCACUUCAAGGCCAUGCAGCUCUCCUGGACUUCCCUGGCCCUCGUGGGCAUCGACAACCACGGCAGGCUGAGCAUGUUGCGCAUCUCGCCCUCCAUGGGCCACUCGCUGGACGCGGGGCUGGCCCUGCGGCACCUGCUCUUCCUGCUGGAGUACUGCAUGGUGACCGGCUACGACUGGUGGGACAUCCUGCUGCACGUGCAGCCCAACAUGGUGCAGAGCCUGGUGGAGAAGCUGCAUGAGGAGUACACGCGCCAGAAGGCCGAGCUGCAGCAGGUCCUCUCUACCCGGAUCCUGGCCAUGAAGGCCUCGCUCUGCAAGCUGUCGCCCUGCGCAGUGACCCGCGUGUGCGAGUACCAUGCCAAGCUCUUCCUCAUCGCCGCCAGCUCCACGCUCAAGUCGCUGCUGCGCCCGCACGUGCUCAACACGCCCGACAAGAGUCCCGGCGACCGGCUGACGGAGAUCUGCGCCAAGAUCACGGACGUUGACAUUGACAAGGUCAUGAUCAACCUCAAGACGGAGGAGUUCGUCCUGGACAUGAACACGCUCCAGGCGCUGCAGCAGCUCCUGCAGUGGGUGGGCGACUUCGUGCUCUACCUGCUGGCUAGUCUGCCCAACCAGGGCUCCCCGCUGCGGCCCGGCCACAGCUUCCUGCGGGAUGGCAUGUCGCUGGGCCUGCUGCGGGAGCUGAUGGUCGUCAUCCGCAUCUGGGGCCUGCUGAAGCCCGGCUGCCUGCCUGUGUACACGGCCACCUCUGACACCCAGGACAGCAUGUCCCUGCUCUUCCGCCUGCUCACCAAGCUCUGGAUCUGCUGCCGCGAUGAGGGCCCCACGAGCGAGCCGGAUGAGGCGCUCGUUGACGAGUGCUGCCUGCUGCCCAGCCAGCUGCUCAUCCCCAGCCUGGACUGGCUGCCCGUCAGCGACGGCCUCGUCAGCCGCCUGCAGCCCAAGCAGCCGCUGCGUCUGCACUUCGGCAAGCCUCCCGCUCUGCCCGGCAGUGCCACCAGCUUGCAGCUGGACGGCCUCAUCAGAAAAAACUUUACAAGGAGAGGUGGCUGGUCGCACAAGGGGUUUCACACUCUCAGAAGUUUUCAAACGUGUGAUACGAGCAUAACGGGCCGCCCCGCCCCAGCCCCAGGUCCUCUCUGACGGGCUCUGGGUGCCAGGCUCUCAGACGUCGCGGCGGUUCUGGGCCGCCACCCCGACCCCGGCCGGGGGUCUGUGGGCGGAGGGCGUAUAGAAGCCCCGCUUGCGGACUCUCCCUGUUCCCUGGCGAGCGUGCGUCAUGCACGCUUUGCCUUUAAGAGAGGGACCUGUGCUGGCCUGUGCGUGCGUGUGCGUGCGUGCGUGCGCAUGCGUGCGUGUACGCCCCCGAGCCACUCCCAUG